Entrophospora candida is the source of this 179-nucleotide messenger RNA. Lineage: Eukaryota; Fungi; Glomeromycota; Glomeromycetes; Entrophosporales; Entrophosporaceae. The record is from the annotation of a GenBank genome assembly.
UUCAAUGUAUUUGUGGCAAAUCAGUUAAAUUGGAUAGAGAAUAUAGAGAAAGUAAUUUAAUAAGUCAUAAUCAAUAUGGUAAAUGUGGCAUCAUUUCUGACAAACAAUUAAGUACAAAAUCUUUUUUUAAUCAAAGCACUAUUUUUGAUGAUGUUAAUUCCACUAGAGUUGCUUGUUGA